AUGUUUGCUCUCCGGCCUCUGCCCGGAGGUCUUGGCCUAAAUGAACCUCCCGGAUUCCACGAUUCGCCGUCGCCAACCACCAUCCAAGCCACAGUAUCGUCUAUCCAAUGGAGCUAUGAGAGUAAGAUCGUCUGUGAGGCAACAUUUCAGGAUCUGCGCUCCAUUCGACUCCGAGGAAACGUGCCUCUGGCCUUUGAUAGCGACGUUCGAUCAGACCCCAGUGUCUAUAUGGGGAUGUACGUCUUCGAGCGUCCACCAUACGAUGGGCUCAAAGCUGGCGUUGAGGUCACGUACAAGACCUUCCCUGGCUACCGAUUUCUUCCCACCAAGGGAAACUUGACUACUGUUAAUGGCCAGACCAACGCCUUCCGAACCAACCGCCGUAUCCAGAUUCAUCAGGUCACAGAUGACGACCCGCAGUGGGAGUUCAUCAUCCACGAGCUCGGUGUGCCUUGCCUUGAUCAGCAGCUCGGCCUCGACCAGCUCACCGUCGUCUUCGACCACCAAGCCCGAGAUGGUCGUCUCCCUGACUCAGUCGACUGGCAGAAUGUCGAGUGGGGGUUCACAAAGCCUCCCAUCCAGGGGUGGGCUCUUUCCAGGCUUCUCGCCCAGUCUCCUGACAUGAGUGACGCCAAACUGCAGCCCCUCUACGAUGCUACUGCCAGACUGACGGACUUUUGGAUGGACACGCGAAGAGGCAACACCUCGCGUCUUCCUUUCUGGGCUCAUGGUAAUGACUCUGGGUGGGAUAACUCCACCGCGUUCGACAGCACGCCAAUGAUCGUCGGGCCUGACCUCGCGGCUUCCCUUCUUCUCCAGGCCAGCUGCCUAGAACAGGUCGCUAGGCGCCUACGGCACGAAAACGAGUGCGAGAAGUGGGCAAAUAUGAGAAGUCUUUUGAUCAAUGCACUCAUCGAAGAAUUAUGCGAGUGGGGUCUCGCCACCGAGGAAAUCGCCUCGCCUCAUUACGAGAGCGACGGAUACUGGCGCGGCCCUAUCUGGGCUCCCUCAACUCAUCUUGUGGAAUCUGGCUUGCGUGAUGCUGGCCGAGUCCAUUCCACCAAUGAGAUCAGCAUGCGAUUCUUACAGCUGUGUGAGAAGUCAGGGUUUGCAGAGAACUUUGAUGCUAUCACGGGUGAGGGGCUGUGGGAUCUGUCAUACACGUGGACCUCAGCGGUAUACUUGGUUAUGCGACGAGAGGCCAUUGAGAGGGGCAAUACUAAAUAG
Messenger RNA from Colletotrichum lupini, 1227 nucleotides. RefSeq lists its product as uncharacterized. The record is from RefSeq and is a predicted model, not a curated record. The transcript has 3 exons. Gene Ontology annotation, biological process: carbohydrate metabolic process. The coding region runs from base 1 to 1227 and encodes 408 amino acids. NCBI's taxonomy places the organism in Eukaryota, Fungi, Ascomycota, Sordariomycetes, Glomerellales, Glomerellaceae.